UGGGAGGUUUACACUCUGAGAAAAAACACACCCUCCGAAGGCGUGUGUAGAGAGGUGGCACAUCACGGAGCGGGGAUAAUAACAACAGGAGUGGGGGGAAAAUGCUGCUGGUUCUGCUGCAGAUGUUGGUGCUUUCCUGUGGGGCUCAGCCGCGGUGCGACCCGCAGGUUACAGGACGGUGCAAGCCUUCCGUGGUGGAAAAGCCCCAAUGCACAGACGUGAUGUUGUCCUAUUGCGACGACAUGCCCUACACCCGCACCAUGUUCCCCAACAUCCUCGGCCACAGCACCCGCGUGGAUGCAGAGACUGCCACCGAGUACCUCCUCAUCAGCGUGGUUGAAUCCCUGCUGGGCGGACAGUGCAACCCCGAGAUCCGGAUGCUGGGCUGCUCGGUUCUGGCCCCCCGCUGCGAGGGCAGCAAGGUGCUGCGGCCCUGCCGUAGCGCCUGCGAGGCGACGCACAAAAAGUGCAGUCAGGCGUUCGAGGGGAUCGAGAUGGCAUGGCCCUACUUCUUAGAUUGUGACCGCUUCUUUGUGAGUGACGAGGAGGGAUGUUACGACCCACUGGAUGGUCUCAAAGCGUCAACAGACGGUCCUUUCUUUACUGCAGAAGACGAGGCUGCUCCGACCUCGGAGGCUCCUCAACCCGAACAGGCUGCUGCACCCAUCCGCUUCACCUACCACUCCAGCUCCCAGAUGAUCGGGGUCUUAAAGAAGACCGAGGAUCGGUGCCCCGAUAUUUCCAGGACGUACAGCAUCGGCCGCAGCGCUGGGGGCCGGGAGCUGCUGGUGAUCGAGUUCUCGGACAGUCCUGGAGAACAUCAGCUACUCGAGCCGGAGAUGAAGCUCAUUGGCAACAUCCACGGAAAUGAAGCCCUGGGUGGCCAGCUGCUGAUCUACCUGGCUCAGUACCUGUGCUCAGAGUAUCUGCAGGGAAACGAGCGCAUCCAGACGCUCGUCAACAACACCCGCAUCCACAUCCUGCCCUCCAUGAACCCAGACGGAUAUGAGGCGGCUGCAACUGGGGGCGGGGACAGUGGCAGUGAUGAAGAGGGUUACAGUUACGGCUCCAGGAACAUCGGACGAAACAACGGGCAGAACAUCGAUCUGAACAGGAACUUCCCUGACCUGACAACCAUCGUUUACCGAAGGCGCAGGCAGAAGGGCUUUCGCAUCGACCACAUCCCAAUCCCAGACAAUUACUGGUUUGGUAAGGUUGCACCAGAGACGUACGCCGUUAUGAAGUGGAUCCGCUCCAUCCCGUUUGUGCUCUCUGCUAGUUUCCACGGCGGGGACCUGAUGGUCUCUUACCCUUAUGAUCUGUCCCAACACCAGCGUGGACAGAACAUGUUCUCCCCAGCACCAGACGAUAAGGUUUUUAAACUUCUCGCGAGAACUUAUGCAGAUUCCCACAAAACAAUGUCCGUGGGAUCAUCCCACGCUGGCAGCCAGAAAGGGGUCAUUAACGGAGCGCAGUGGUCCAGCAUCGCAGGCGGUAUGCAAGACUUCAACUACCUUCACACCAACUGUUUCGAGGUGACCGUGUCUCUCGGAGGGGACAAAUUCCCUCCUGAGGAGGAGCUGGCCCUCAGCUGGCAGGAUAACCAAGAGGCUUUGAUUGCCUUCAUUGAGGCAGCUCAUCGAGGGAUCAAAGGAAUUGUAAAAGAUGAGGAUGGAAAAGGAAUAAAAGGGGCAAGAAUAUCCGUCAGAGGAAUACGGCAUGACGUUACCACAACUGAAAACGGAGUCUACUGGCGCCUCCUCACACCGGGCGUCCACAUCGUCUCUGCCUCGGCGUCUGGCUACACCCGAGCCACGAAGAAAGUCCACCUCCCUGCCGGCAUGCUGAGUGCAGGUCGGGUGGACUUUGUGCUGCAGAAAGCUCCUCCAGACUCUGACCUGCAGGAGGCUGAAAGAAUCGUGAGCACGUACGAGCGAUUUGACCCCUACAACCAGUACACUCAGUACACCAUGAUGGCUGACGCGAACCAGCAGCGCGUGGAGAGAGCGGAGAAACCCUGGUGGUGGAGCUACUUUGUCUCACUUGGGGGUCCUGCCCCAACCUGGCUGCUGAAACGCGAUUAGAGCUUAAAGACGGAAAA
Molecule: messenger RNA, 2101 nt
Organism: Fundulus heteroclitus (mummichog)
Lineage: Eukaryota; Metazoa; Chordata; Actinopteri; Cyprinodontiformes; Fundulidae
Product: carboxypeptidase Z
Exons: 11
Coding region: 102-2084 (660 amino acids)
Biological process (GO): proteolysis
Molecular function (GO): protein binding; zinc ion binding; metallocarboxypeptidase activity
Source: RefSeq, a predicted model, not a curated record